Molecule: messenger RNA, 5757 nt
Organism: Dromiciops gliroides (monito del monte)
Lineage: Eukaryota; Metazoa; Chordata; Mammalia; Microbiotheria; Microbiotheriidae
Gene: FAM13B
Product: family with sequence similarity 13 member B
Exons: 24
Coding region: 578-3439 (953 amino acids)
Biological process (GO): signal transduction
Source: RefSeq, a predicted model, not a curated record
GUUAGGGAGGGUCCGCGCCUCAGCCGCUGCCUGCGCUGCUCUAGCCGUUGCCCUCCCCUCCCCUCCCCUCCCCCGGUUCUCGGCGCUGGUUUUUCUUUUUUCCUUUUUUUUUUUUCCCCCUCCCCCGGGGGGGUGAAUCCGCGAAGGGGCUCACACCCGCCCGGGCCAGCGGCACCACCGCCGCCACCACCGCCUCAGCCGCUCGCCAGCCCGCGACCGCCCCAAGAAAAGACACAAGACUCAGCCGCCCCUGAGCCGGAGCCUUGGCCCUCCUGCCGCUGCCGCUGUGCGGAGCGGUGCUGAGGCUGAGGCAGCUGCCGCGGCGGGUCCUGGAGAAGCAGCCGCGGCCGGGGAAGGGGGAGUCGCGCUUCCAACGAUUAACUGCUGAAGUACUGAUCGAGUUCUGCGUUUCUUCAAUGAGGAACUACAGGCUCAUCUUCUGCCAUAAUCUCAAACAGCCAUAAAUGACAAAAGAAUGCUUGCUCAGUGAGGGUAGCUGGUGCAGAAACCAUUUUUUAAACUUAGGUGUUUAAGUACUCAAAGAAAAGACAGCUUUGAUUUCUGGCUGCAAAAAGAUAUGAGGAAGAGCUCCUCCCCUUCCUUGAGUAACUGCAACUCCGUACUUGCUAACAAAAUAUUUGGAAUUCCACUUGAUGAGCUGCAGCAGGGAGGACAUCCAGACAAUGAGGUCCCAUUCAUAGUUCGCCACGUUGUGGACUAUAUUGAGGAACAUGGAGGUCUGGAGCAAGAAGGACUUUUUCAAGUCAAUGGAAAUGCUGAGACGGUGGAGUGGCUUAGGCAGAGAUAUGACAAUGGAGAAGAUGUGGAUUUGGUUAAGGAAGCAGAUGUUCCCUCAGCUAUUAGUCUUCUUAGGUUUUUCCUUCAAGAACUUCCAGAACCUGUCAUCCCUGGUAGCUUGCAUAUUCACUUGAUGCAACUUUCUCAAGAUUAUAAUAAUGAAGAUGAAUUUGGAAGAAAGUUGAGGUUCCUCUUGCAACAGCUUCCACCUGUUAAUUACAGUUUGUUGAAGUUUCUGUGUAGAUUUUUAGCCAACGUAGCAUCACAUCAUGAAGAAAUUUGGUCUGCAAAUUCUUUGGCUGCUGUCUUUGGUCCAGAUGUCUUCCACAUUUAUACAGACGUGGAAGAUUUGAAAGAGCAAGAAAUAGUAAGCAGAAUAAUGGCUGGACUUCUGGAAAACUACUAUGAAUUCUUUGAGAAUGAAGAGGAAGAUUUUUCAUCUACUAAUGAUUUGAGUUCACUAACUGAGCAGGCAGGCAGCAGCGUUCUCCACAAACUGGAGUCUGGAAAGCAGGCAUUUCACGAGGUCCUAGAGAAGGGAAUUACAACAAUGAAAGAAAGAAGAGAUAUUAAUGAACUUUCUGAGGAAGAGGAAGAAGAUGAAAAGCUAGAGCAGUCGGAAGAACUUCCAGAAGAUUGUGCAGAGAAAUCUAAAGAAAUGCCAGAGGUGGUACACUUCAGGAUGACCGAGAACAUCCUGGAAUCUAAUAGUGUUAAAGCAUCAACAAGUGCUCAUAUAUCUCCUAUCAACAUCUUGCCAGCCUCUGCAGACAUUUUAGAAAGAACAAUCAGAGCAGCUGUGGAACAGCACCUUUUCGAUCUGCAGAGCAGCAUAGAUCAUGAUCUAAAGAAUUUACAACAGCAUGGUGUGGGGCAUAAUAAUGAAGCAAAAAAUAUAAAUUGUGAUGGAGAAGGAUCUAAUAACCAGGAUGCUAUUGCUGGUGAUAUUAAUGCUAGUGAGAGUAACAGAGACUGCUCUGAAACAUUGGCUAGCACACAUUUAGAAAAUGAACUAAUUCAGCCUGAUUUUUCUUUUGAGAAUGAAAAAAAUGACCAGUCUUUAGGUAUACUGUUAGAGCCAUGUAUAGAACAUAGUGAUGAUGAAGAUGAAGAUGUUCAGAGAAAUGAGUGUGUGCCAUUUGAUGACAGUGGUAAAUCUUCACAGUUGGCUAUGGAUUCUAGUAGCAAGAUAUGUGAUUUGAAUGCCAACACUGAAACCGAAGUGCCAGGAGGUGAAAGCGGUGGUGGUGUUCAUGGAGAAGUAGCGUGUUUGCAUAUCCCCCAUUUAGAGCUGAAGAGUGUUUCUGAUGGUGAUAAAUGGGAAGAGCCAUUUCCUGCUUUUAAGUCUUGGCAGGAGGAUUCUGAAUCUGGAGAAGCUCAACUUUCUCCUCAAGCUGGGAGAAUGACUCAUCAUCCUCUUGAAGAAGACUGUCCACCUGUAUUGUCACAUCGUAGUUUAGAUUUUGGACAGAGCCAGCGGUUCCUGCAUGAUCCAGAAACUUUGGAUUCUUCAUCUAAAGCACUUUCUUUUGCCAGGACUCGAAGAGCAUCCUUUAGUUCAAAAGAUGACAAAAGGGAAGAUAAAACACCGUAUCAGUUGGUCAAGAAGCUACAGAAGAAAAUAAGACAAUUUGAAGAACAAUUUGAAAAAGAAAAAAACAGUAAGCCCUCCUACAGUGAUAUUGCAGCCAAUCCCAAAGUUUUAAAGUGGAUGACAGAGCUCACUAAACUAAGGAAGCAAAUUAAAGAUGCAAAGCACAAAAGCUCUGAUGGGGAAUUUGUACCUCAAACACGUCCACGCAGUAACACUCUUCCAAAAAGCUUUGGCUCUUCUUUAGACCAUGAGGUUGAAGAGAAUGAAGAUGAAUCCAGAAUCAUACAAAAGGAGAAAAAGCCAACAAAGGAGGCAACACUUGAACUUAUUUUGAAAAGACUUAAAGAGAGGCGUGUGGAAAGAAGCCUUCCAGAAGACAUUAAAAAAAUGACAAAAGAUCAUUUGGCUGAAGAGAAAACUUCUCUCCAGAAGAGUCUUCUGUACUAUGAAAGUCAACAUGGAAGACCGGUAACCAGAGAAGAGAGACAUAUUGUUAAACCUCUCUAUGAUAGAUACCGGCUUGUGAAGCAGAUGCUGACGAGGGCAAGCAUCACUCCCAUUCUUGGAUCCCCAUCUACCAAGCGACGAGGUCAAAUGUUACAACCUAUUAUAGAAGGAGAAACAGCCCACUUUUUUGAAGAAAUUAAGGAAGAAGAAGAAGAUGGUGUUAAUUUGUCUUCUGAGUUAAAUGAUAUCUUGAAAACUGCUACACAAACACAGGCCUUUUCAAGUUCAUUGGAAAAUUCAGAAUCUGAUGUUGAAGAAAGUCAAGAAAAGCUGGCUCUGGAUCUCCGUCUGUCAAGUACUCGAGCAGCUUCCAUGCCGGAAUUACUAGAGCAACUUUGGAAAGCCAGAGCUGAAAAAAAGAAGCUACGCAAAACAUUACGGGAAUUUGAAGAAGCAUUUUAUCAACAAAAUGGAAGGAAUGCUCAGAAAGAGGAUCGGACUCCAAUGUUUGAGGAGUACAGGGAGUAUAAGAAAAUUAAAGCCAAACUUAGGCUCCUUGAAGUUCUUAUCAGCAAACAAGAUUCUUCAAAAUCCAUAUAAAAAUGCUCCUUCAAAACAUCAUAAAAACCAGUUGUAUUCCCUGAAGCUACCAUCGUGUGUACUGGCUGAUGCUUGAGUUCAUUUUUUGUCAUGUGCUAUUCAAAGAAUUUCAUGUGAACUUUAUUGUGGUGCCACUACAAAAAUAUGAUCGAAGGGCAAGUAGGCCCCUUUUAGGGAAUGAAUAAAAUGUUCCAAAUUAACAGGAAACUAUUCUCUCUACUUUUAGCAAACAUGCAGUUUCCUUCAGUGUUUUGUAUUACAGAUACAUCCUUUUCCCAAAAGACUAUAGAAUUUUAUCUUUUCAACUUUAAAGAACUUUGGAAAUUUACAAGCUUUUUGUUAUUACCAACUUCUUUUUGCAUUACUGAAGAAAAUUAAGAUGUAGAUCUUCACACCACACUGAACUACUCUAGUUGCCUUUUUCUUACAGAAAAAUUGAGUGAAAAAACCAUAAAAAUGCAUACAUAUGCAACUCUAUUCUGUGUUUUCCUGGAAAACCAAAAUCAAACUGAAAUUCCUUUCUGAGUCCUGCUGUGGAACAGCUUUCUGUUUAAAUCCCAAAAAGACAAGUGUCACACAGGUAAUAUGUUAUCAAUCCAUGGAUUUUUUUUUAACCCCAAGUCAGUGGUCACAGCUCCUGGACGAAGAAAGCAAUGGACAGACCAGAAAGUGACCUUCCUUAAUUUUAAAAACACAGAAAACAACUCGGAAAACUGAUUCAUUAUCACAUGCUGCCUACAGGACUUGAGUUACUGUUCAUUUUCUUGGUUAUUGUUUAACAACUGGUGGUGACAUGAUUUGCCUUCCCCAACUGAUAAUGUGAGAACCUUAUUACCCAUGUCAGCAUGUGGGAAAUCUGAUGGUGCUUAGACUUGUAUAGUGCCAGCAGAUCCAAACUGGCCUAAAUCAGUAAAAAUGAUUGUUAUAGCUGAAGUAAAUCUGUUUUUAACAAGGGCUAAUAUUACUGCAUUUUACAUGCACCUUAGGGUGGAUUGGUGGGUUGUGUAAGUCUAUAAAUUACAAGAAAAAAAUCCUACAAUAAGCCAACAUCCUUCCUCUCUCCCCCACCCCUCCCCAAAAUUACCUUCUGUUAUCACAUUGUACAUGUGUGAUGCAGCUAGGAAACAGAAAGCAGUGGUGUGCCCUUGUAAGCAGAUCUUUUUUUUUUUUCCUGUGCAUGGUUCAGCUUUAAAAAAGUCCUCUUGAUGUCAUUCUGGUGAUCAUUUUCACUAUGUUGGUUGAUUAUUUGCUUGCUUGUUCUAUAUGAUACAGCAGUCAUUAAAAAGAUUCAGGUCAGGCAAAACUUAAGUGUUAAUUUUUAACUGGUGCUUUUCUGUAUGGGUAAGUGUAUCGGUUUGACUAGUGCUAUGUUUUGCAUGCAGUGAUUUUACAUGCAUGUUUUCUAAGAAACUAAUAUUAGCACACUUUGUUUCAUCAAAAACCAAAAACUUCUUUUUUGGGGGGGGUGGGAACAUCAUUAGAAGUUGUGGGAAGCAUGAACUUCAUAGACUUGGGGGACUGUUAUAAACACAGGGUUGAAAAUGAAUAGAAUUUAUAGUACUUCAAAGUUCAUCUGUGUGUGCAAUGCCUUUUUUGUUUUUGGAAUUGAAUAGUGGACAUAUAGUUUGGGAAUCUUAACAAAAAGCACUAAAACUAGCCAUGUUCUGAUGGUUUCCCUUUAUAUAGCAAGGCUAUUCAUAAAGUUUAUAGAGAAAUGAAAUUUAAAAACUAAAACCAGGACCAUUUAUCACUUUGAUUUGAAUCCAUUGUGCAAUGUACAUUUCAAUUUCAGUUAUUUUUUUUUCUAUCAGUCCACAGACACGGGUGUAUCCAAACAUUGAAACUAAUGUGUACUGUAUAUUGUUGUACAUGAAUGUUUGUGUUUUAUAUGCCACAUGCAAAAUGUCAAUAUGCACUAUUUAAAUGUUUUAAAUAAUAUAUUCCUCCUUUAUAAUGCUUAAAACUAUAUGAUUCCAAUAUUUUUAUAAGUGAGUGAUCUGACUGGUUUUGUUUUAGAAUUAACAGCUGCUUCGUGUUUGUUGUACAGAGUGUUUGAGCUGUUCAGUUUAGUAGAUAAGCAUGGCAACAGUUAUGCUCUUAUGUGUUGUGUGCCAUCCUUGUUGGGCAGUAAGUGGUAGAAUUAGGCAUUUUGUGAUAAAUUAGAGUUUUACUUUGAUACAAGUAAAAACUAUAUAUCUAUAUACCAGCAAUAUAUAGAUAUAUAGAUAUAUAUUUAUAUGUCCAAUAGAUAUAAUUACAUUGCUAUAUCUGGCACUUCAAUGUAUAGAUUUUUGUAAUAAAAAAUACCUUAAUCUUUA